GAGGAACUCCCUGGCAACGACUAUGUAACAUCACUGCCCGAAGAGAAACAAGGGAAGCAACCUUCCGCUCUCCGGCGCGCUUCCGUUUCAAACCCUAACUUCCGGUUCGUUAGCCGGUUCCGGUCCCCGCCUCUCACUUCCGGUCGCCUUGGAUUCCGCUGCGGACGGUUUCUGCGUUCACUGCUGCCGGUUCCGCCGCGCUCCAGGUAUCUUUUUCUGAACAAAAGCUGCCUCAUCGUAUGUUUCAAGGAUGGCUCUUCCUAUCAUUGUAAAAUGGGGUGGACAGGAAUAUUCAGUGACCACACUUUCAGAAGAUGAUACUGUGCUAGAUCUCAAACAGUUUCUCAAGACCCUUACGGGAGUGCUACCAGAACGCCAGAAGUUACUUGGACUCAAAGUUAAAGGCAAACCUGCAGAAAAUGAUGUUAAGCUUGGAGCUCUCAAACUGAAACCAAAUACUAAAAUCAUGAUGAUGGGAACUCGUGAGGAGAGCUUGGAAGAUGUCUUAGGUCCACCUCCUGACAAUGAUGAUGUUAUUAACGACUUUGAUAUUGAAGAUGAAGUAGUUGAAGUAGAAAAUAGGGAGGAAAACCUACUGAAAAUUUCCCGCAGAGUAAAAGAGUACAAAGUGGAAAUUUUGAAUCCUCCCAGGGAAGGGAAAAAACUUUUGGUACUAGAUGUUGAUUAUACAUUAUUUGACCAUAGGUCUUGUGCAGAGACUGGGGUAGAAUUAAUGCGGCCAUAUCUUCAUGAAUUCCUAACAUCUGCAUAUGAGGAUUAUGACAUUGUUAUUUGGUCUGCAACAAAUAUGAAGUGGAUUGAAGCUAAAAUGAAAGAGCUGGGAGUGAGUACAAAUGCAAAUUACAAGAUAACCUUCAUGUUGGACAGUGCUGCUAUGAUAACAGUGCAUACUCCAAGGAGAGGAUUAAUAGAUGUAAAGCCUCUUGGUGUUAUAUGGGGAAAGUUUUCGGAGUUUUACAGCAAAAAAAACACCAUCAUGUUUGAUGACAUAGGAAGAAAUUUUCUAAUGAACCCACAGAAUGGACUAAAGAUAAGACCUUUUAUGAAAGCACACCUAAAUCGAGAUAAAGACAAAGAACUUUUAAAAUUAACCCAGUACCUCAAGGAAAUAGCAAAGUUAGAUGACUUUUUGGACCUAAAUCACAAAUAUUGGGAAAGGUAUCUCUCAAAGAAGCAAGGACAGUAGUUACAAGCUAUACUGGCAGUUAUUGAAGAUACUUGAGAUCCAUGAACUUCUUUUUGCUUUUAUGCUAAAGAUCAUUAUGAUAGUGCUGGACACUGCAGCAAAUAUCAGACUGCUUAUACUUGGUCUUCCAGUUUUUUGUAAAUUUAAUUUUAUAUUUUUUGAAGAUCAUAGCAAUACGCCAAAAAAAACAAAAAACAAAAAACACCUUUUUCCCCCUGUAUGAAUAUACUGUAACUCUUGAAAAAUAUUUUCUCCAGCAUAGAGUACUAAAUUUUAUUCCCCACACACACACAAAAAGUGGACAAAAAUGUAUGCUUAACAAUGUCAUUUUGUGACUUUGGAAGUAUGUCUUGUGUUUUUGUCUCACUGUGUUGUUGUCUAAGCCCAAACCCACCUUGAAACUACUGUUUUUAAAACCAAAAAAAGAAAAGUUUUUAGUAAGGAACCUAGUUUAGUAUGCUUAAAACCACCGAGAGUUUUUCUUAUUCCUUUGUCAUAAACACAAUUUCUCUUAUUACUCCACUACUUACAUCUCUAAAUUCUGAGCUGUCUCAGUUUGGUGUGUAUGUGUGUCAGUGUUCUUUGAGUAAAACUGGAAAACGUCUGCUCUGAUACAGAUAUGUCAUAGUGUGACAAAUAGAAAACAUGAGAUUGAGGAAUGAAACUAAGGAACAAGAGUGUGUUUCUUUGUGGUGGCCAAGUAGAAGCACUCCUGCCUAAAACCGUUGUCCUAAAAGAAGUUAAAGGCAGUACAUUUUAAAAUGGGACUUAUCACUGAUUCAGUCCUAAAAAGCAUGAACAAAAAGUUUUUGUUCUGUUCCAGCUCUGUCUUCUCUAAGUGCAAACACUGUGUUGCAGUGAAAAUAUCUAGCCAUAAGAUUUUUAAAAAAAUUUAUUUGCAAUGCUUAUGCCUGCAGAUACGUAAUAUGAUCACUGUUUUGUGUUGACAGUAUUGCUUUAUACAGUUCUUCUAUUUGAAAGGAAUCUGAUUCUUUCAAAUAAACAUGGUAUGUAUUGUUCUUACGGGGGACUAUUUCAGUGGUGUAAAUAAUAAAUUCCUUUUCUUAAAACAUCAGUUAUCUGCUCUAUAUUAUCCCAAAUAUUUUGCCUCUUUGUUGAAUCAUGAAACAAACACUAGGUUCGGGCAGGCAUCUCUUGAAAAAAAUUAAAUGUGUAUGGUUUAAAAGUUUGGGAACCCCUAAUUAAGAUGAUUCAAUGAAAACAUCUUAAUUAUGAGGCUCAAUUUAAAUAUUUAAGGAUCGAAUACAAUUUUUUAAAGCAUUUAAUUGGCACAUUUUCCCAGUGUGAAAAGUAGUUUAUUAUUCCAAGGUAAGGCUUUAUCUUUUUAAAAAAACUGAACACUUAAAACUAUUUAUAUAGGUUGAUGAAGAGCAAACAUUUUCUAAAUCAGUAUAAACUGAACUACAAAAAUUAGCAAGCCUCAGGAAGCAAAGCAAAGUAGGUUCUAAAAAAAAAUAUUUUCUGCCAUUAGGUGGUGCCCAAACCAAAGUUUAUUAGCUGGUAUGCUAAAUUAAGCAGUCCUGGGAGAACAUUGUCAUUGUCAGCUUAUUGAAAUCACAUGUGCUUGUGUGGUUAAUUCAUAGAGUGUGAGAGUUUUAGUGUGUCUUGUGCGUCUCAUAAUUUAUUGAACAGAUCUAUCUCUGUAUUUCUAUGUAUGUGGCGUACACAGCAGAACCAGGAGAUGACAAUUCAGAUUCAUGUUCUAGUGAAACAGCAAAUUAGUUUUAUGAUAUACAUGUUCCAGACUUACAAACAAUUAGUGCCUAAUAAAGUAUAUUUAAUCUAAAAACUGCAGAACAUCAUUAAAUCUUUGAUUUAGAAGGCAGUUUGAGACCUGGUAGCCCCUCAGGUCCUUUAUGAAAAUCAAGUUAUUGGAUUAAUGAUACCUGUAGGACUUACUCAGUUUUAAAGGUAAAGAAUAGAUAAGCAGGUCAUUACAGUAAGGAACUGCAACAUGAUCUUCAUUCAUAGAAAGGAAAAUGGUUGUCUUUUGCGGGGAGGAGGUAGAGCUGUGUGGGAAUAGGGGUUGGUAAAGAAGGGUAUGCACAACAACAACACAUGGGAAAAUGCAAAUUAUAUAGGGUAUUUCUUGGUUUUUAAAUGACAGUUAGUUGCCAAGAAUAGUAAUAAAAUAUGUGAAUAGUGAAUAAACUGGUUGAGGAUUUUUCUCAUCCCAAGCAAUCAACAACUCGAGGAACAAAUUGUUAGUUUUCCCUAAAGUAUUGAUACAUCAAAAUUUAUU
Messenger RNA from Balaenoptera ricei (Rice's whale), 3470 nucleotides. RefSeq names its product ubiquitin like domain containing CTD phosphatase 1 (gene UBLCP1). Gene Ontology annotation, cellular component: nucleus. The coding region runs from base 251 to 1207 and encodes 318 amino acids. The record is from RefSeq and is a predicted model, not a curated record. Lineage: Eukaryota; Metazoa; Chordata; Mammalia; Artiodactyla; Balaenopteridae. Gene Ontology annotation, molecular function: protein binding; protein serine/threonine phosphatase activity. The transcript is spliced from 11 exons. Gene Ontology annotation, biological process: protein dephosphorylation.